Parnassius apollo (apollo) is the source of this 1242-nucleotide messenger RNA. The record is from the annotation of a GenBank genome assembly. Lineage: Eukaryota; Metazoa; Arthropoda; Insecta; Lepidoptera; Papilionidae.
AUGUUUAGACCUGAGAUAUAUCCAAAUCAGCGAACUAGACACUGGCCUCAACAUUUUAAUCCACGAGGACAGUUUUUACGACGUAAUGCUGUUGUUAAUCGCUUUUGGCCUCCAGUGUCGUCAAACCCACAAAUUAAUUACCAGUUUUGGUGUGAAACUUGUGAUAAAGGUUUCCAAACAUUGCAACUAUUAAAUAACCACAAAUUACAACAUGAGAAAUGCAACAUUGAUGGCUGUCAAUUUGUUGCUCACCCCAAAAUUAUCACAAAACAUAUUCAAAUGCAACAUUCGACAGGAUUGUAUGAAAAAAUUGCAAAGUUAAAUAACCCCGAAGAGAUUCAAAAAUGGAGAGAAGAGAGAAAACGAAAGUAUCCAACAAAACAAAAUCAAGAAAAAAAGGCAGCAGAGAUCAAAGAAAAGGUAGAAAGAGGUGAAAAAAUGGGAUUAAUGAAAUUAAGAGAAAUUAAUAAACAACAGAAAUCAGAUGUAUAUAAUAAAGGAAAAAGUAAUUAUCGCAACAACAAAAUUCGCCCUAGACAAAAUAAUAAAUUUAAAAAUGAACAAAGCCAUAAACCACUUUCAAAACGGGUGUGUAAAGUUAUGCCGUUAAUAACCGAAAAAUGUAAGCUUCAACCAUUUACUGGAAUACAACAGAUAGUUAUGGAUGAAAUCAUUAAUAUAGAAGAUGAUGAAUUACAACAAGACUUGUUAAUUGAAGAUGAUGAACUAACAAAUAAUGCUUCAGAUUUUACAUCCCAGGUGGAGCCCUUAGUAUGUGGCGCUCUGUCCUCCCUAAUGUGCAAUUAUGGAUCAUCUGAUGAGGAAGUUACUCAAGAUCAUAACAUUAUUCACAAAAAAUCUACUGAUGAUUCCAUUAACUCAAAACAACUUUACAAUGAACAUGAAAAAUCUCAGGAAAAAAUUAAUGACAAACCACUGUUGUUAAACAGUACUGAUAAUAAAAGUGAUAAUGAUAGUGGACCUGAAGAAAUUGUUAUUAAGAAAACAGCUACUGAAGAAAAUAAUAUUGAAGAAGAGGGAAGUAAACACGUUAAAUUAAAAACUACAGACAAAAGGGUCAUAAACAAUCGCUCUAAUAUAAAAGUCAUUAGAAAACCAAAAUAUCAUUUACCUUCCACUUUGCUUGUAAAAUUAUUAAGUAGGGAAAUUGAACAAGAACGAAACAUAAUUCUACAAUGUAUUCGAUAUGUUGUGAAAAAUAACUUUUUUGAUAAUUUAUAA